AGCCCCACUACCACACUGUUCUCGAUAAGUAGAGAUUAACUGGUUGCAACAUAACAAGAAUAUCCACACAUACAUGGUACAGACCAGAAGAGAAUCGAGAAUGGUUUGCAAAGGUUUUCUGCUAGCAACGCUUGCUGUUGUACUUCUGCUCCUGUUUCAAGUGACGGGUGCCAAAAAAACAAGACGCCAGACCGACUGCGAAGGAGAAAGUGGACGCUUCAAGCUCAGGCGUAGUUUUGUGUACAACUAUGAAGCUGUGACGGAGACAACUCUGGCAGCGCAAGGAAGCCGCUUCUGGUCCAAGUUGUCUUGUAAAUUACAGAUAAACUACCCGGCAGGAUGCUUGCUGUCCAUGUCCGUCAGUGACUGUACCUUCUCCUCGGUGGAAAGGGAGACCAAGCCGGCCACAGGUGACUGGCGACCCCUGCCACACUCAGACGAGCUCGCGCGGGAGCUGGAGAAAUACCCACUCUACUUCCGACAGGAGAAUGGUCUCAUCACCAGACUGUACCCACUUGCUGAUGACUCCGCCUAUCUUGUCAACAUCAAGAGAGGAAUGCUGUCCCCCUUACAGCUGCGGGUAACGGACGGAUACGUGCCGGACUCUCAGUCACACAGCUACCUAGGUGCACAUGGCCGCUGUACCGCUGACUACAGCGUGACAGAGCGCGGGGCGGCCUCUGACACUCCCAUCAAGAUGACGGUCAGCAAGAACCUGGCUCAAUGUGUCCAGCCCACAUCGGACGAGGAAAACAGCAUCCCUAACGGGGCGACGCAGGAGUGCGAGUACACGCUCAAAUCGUCCGGCUCGGGCAUGAUGGAUCACGUGACGUGUCGGGAAACGUUCCCAGCUCGUCCCCAGGAUGGUGAUGAUGCCAGAACUUCAGUCAUCGUCCAAAAACACAGACUCGUGCAUGUCAAGUCACUGCCGAGCUCAGUUACCAUAAACCUCGAUGGAACAAGGAUAUCGGACCUGGCCUAUGAAGAGGGAGGAGGAACCCCAUACGAGGAAGCACUAGAUUCUCUCGGAGAAGAAUACUCAGACGAAGAGUGUCGUGUGAAAGUCGGGAUUGAAUCGGGCUUUAUCCUGGACACUCAGCUGUCUGCGUCAUCCUCGCACGACAACUCGACAGGCCCCGAAAAUGCCCGAAUCGGUAUGCCAUCGGCUUGGGUCCCCGCCGAGCAGAAUAAAAGACAAUGGUUUCAGGUGGACUUCCGGAAACGCCGAGUCCUGACGGGAGUCACCACUCAGGGACUUGGUAACUCCAACCAAUGGGUGACAAGGUACAAACUAGAGCAUCGGAAAGACGACACCGCUGAUUGGACCACAGUGACAGAGGAGGACGGCCAGGAAACGAUUUUUGAGGGGAACUCAGACGACAGCACCCCCGUGACGCGGUAUCUGUCUCAGCGCAUUAAUACACAGUUCGUGCGCAUCCGGCCUGAACGGUGGCACGGUGGGAUCGCUCUGCGACUGGAGAUCCUGGCUUGUCCUAGAGACACAAACUGCACAGAAGCCUUUGCUGGAGGAAUGCAGACCUGUUACGUCAGGCGGGACGAAGAGGCAGCCGCUACUACAGAGAACAAUGAUGACAAAGGAGGCGAUGACUUCUGCAGGACCGAGAAGUGGUUGUACGACUGCUUUGAGGACGCCCUGCGUGGAUCCAACUGCCCGGACGACCAGGAAGUGGAACUGAGGAACAAGUACAUCUCCACUGGUGCCGAGCUGGUGGAGAUGAUGUGUGCCGAGCCGACUGAGGACGAGGACUAGCACGUUCGAUCAAGUGCAGUAGCAUAGGAAGGCACUGGCAUAAUUCUAAGGAUUACAUCUCCGGGCGUCCUAGAAUUGAUGUGAGCGUGAGAAAAAUGUUUGACAAGAUGAACUAGAAAAUAUGUCUGGAUUUUCAAAACAACAGAUUCACGAAAACCAUAACCAUUUCAUUGAGGUAUGAUCGACCUUCAAAUUUUGCCCGUUCAGCAAUUAAUCAAAUCCAUACCCCGAUGUAUUUCAUCGUUGUUUAUCAAAUGUUUGUAUGUAUGUAUUCAAUGCAAUAAACGACUCAAUAGCAGAAA
Molecule: messenger RNA, 2073 nt
Organism: Branchiostoma floridae (Florida lancelet)
Lineage: Eukaryota; Metazoa; Chordata; Leptocardii; Amphioxiformes; Branchiostomatidae
Exons: 14
Coding region: 74-1771 (565 amino acids)
Biological process (GO): lipid transport
Molecular function (GO): lipid carrier activity
Source: RefSeq, a predicted model, not a curated record